Molecule: messenger RNA, 1311 nt
Organism: Pogona vitticeps (central bearded dragon)
Lineage: Eukaryota; Metazoa; Chordata; Lepidosauria; Squamata; Agamidae
Gene: NMUR1
Product: neuromedin U receptor 1
Biological process (GO): neuropeptide signaling pathway
Cellular component (GO): plasma membrane
Molecular function (GO): neuromedin U receptor activity
Source: RefSeq, a predicted model, not a curated record
CCCAAGAACUCCGCUGCCAACUGUUCUAAUUUGGAUUUGCAGUUCUCCAGCCUGGAGGCGCUCAAGAAGCCGGCCUAUGAGCGUCUCUGCAACGGUAGCGACCAAGAGGGCAACGUCAGUUACUGUGACCCUGAGGUCUUCAACAUGACCGCAGAACAGCUCCGGUUUAAGUACUUGGGCCCCCGCCGGACGGAUUUCUUCGUUCCCAUCUGUACGACGUACCUCUUGAUUUUCGUGGUCGGUGCCGUGGGGAACGCCCUGACCUGUUUGGUGAUCAUCCGGCACCGCUUCAUGAGGACGCCCACCAACUACUAUCUCUUCAGCCUGGCUGUCUCGGAUCUCCUAGUGCUCCUCGUGGGGAUGCCCUUGGAGAUUUACGAGAUGUGGAGCAACUACCCGUUCCUCUUGGGUUCUGGCGGCUGCUGCUUCAAGACCUUGCUCUUCGAGGCGGUCUGCUUCGCCUCCAUCCUCAAUGUGACCGCGCUGAGCGUGGAGCGCUACAUUGCUGUGGUCCACCCUCUCAAGGCCAAGUACGUGGUGACUAAGAACCACGCCAAGAGGGUGAUUGUUGCUCUCUGGGUCUUGUCCGUGGUCUGCUCCAUCCCGAACACCAGCCUGCACGGCAUCCAGACCCUCUACGUGCCCUGUUGGGGGGUGGUCCCAGACUCGGCCACCUGCACGCUGGUGAAGCCGCGCUUCGCCUACAAUCUCAUCAUCCAGGUCACCACCAUCGUCUUCUUCUUCGUCCCCAUGGCCAUCAUCAGCGUCUUGUACCUCCUCAUCGGCCUCCAGUUGCGGAAGGAGAAGAUGCUGGAAGCCCUCGAGGCCAAGUCGGGAAACAGCUGCGAUUACCACAACGUCCGCCUCCAGCAGAAGAAAGCCAGGCGGAGGCAGGUGACGAACAUGCUGUUUGUGCUGGUGGUGGUCUUCGGCAUCUGCUGGGCUCCCUUCCACACCGACCGGCUGGUGUGGAGCUUCAUCACCCACUGGACCGAGACGAUGCAGCACAUGUUCCAGUACGUCCACAUCCUCUCGGGGGUCUUCUUCUACCUGAGUUCCGCCGCCAACCCCAUCCUCUACAACCUGAUGUCCACGCGCUUCCGCGAGAUGUUCAAGGAGGUGAUGUGCCACAGGCACGUUCAGACGCUGGGCUCCCGCAAGCAUUCGCCCAGCAGCACCCGGGUCACCGUGCGCAGCACGGUCUCGGAGCACAUCACGGGGGACAACGGGCAGCCUCUUUCCGACCUGGAGGAGUACGAGAUGGAUCCGGAGGGAGAGGACAUGGAGGAACGCAAAGCGCCAUACCUCUGA